CGGCGGCGGCACGGAGCGCAGGGACCCGCUCCGCCGCCGUGGGGGCUGCCAGCCGGUUCGGUGAUGAGCUCGCUAACCACGACGCUGCUUUGACAUGUCAGCUGGCGAGCCGGGAUGCCUCGGUGUCAUGCAGGCAGCUCGGUGUGAGCCCUGCGGAGAGCAGCUCGGAUCCGCCGGCCGGGGUUAGCAAUGAGCCGCAGUUAAGCUGCUGCAAGGGAUCCGCGCUGCCGCCAACGAGGGAGGAGGAAGCAAAAGCAGCUGUGCUUCUCCUACUUGUCUGGCCCUGGUACUCCAUACACUGAUCUGAUGGGAAGAGCAGGACAAAAAGGGUAUUUAUUCAAGAUGAUCUAAUGAACAUUUCCCAUGUUGUCUCAUUUGAUUAAUCAGCCACUCGAUGGGGAUUAACAGUGGAGCACCUCUUUGUGUCGCCUUUCCACCUCUGUGUAGCACGAAUAACAACUUCAGCACUUCUUCAAUAAUAAUUAUGAAACUGGUAUUAACUGAAUGGCAAUUAUGGAUUUUUAACUCUAACUCACAGUAAACCAGCAAGCCAUAUGUUGAAAUUCUUACCAAAUAGCUUUUCAUUCUUAAUGUCUCGUAUCUCUACAAGAAGUUGCAAGAUACCUGUUUGUACAAGAGGAAUAUAAGCAUUACUUGCCUGAGGAACAGAAGCUGAAAGAGAAGACACCCUAACUUGUUUGUGGAGUUAUGGUAGUAUUAUUUAUAUAGAUAUAACAAAGAUAUAUAUUUUUUAUGGUAAUGAAAAUGGCUCCUCAGAAUGCUGACUCGGAAUCUAUGCAAGUUCAAGAUCUACCUGUGGCACAGCUUCAGAAAGCAGAAACCAAGGAGAAUGAGAGUAGGGAGGAGACCAUUAGUGAAGGAUCCAUAGACCGGAUACCGAUACGCCUGUGGGUGAUGCAUGGUGCAGUAAUGUUUGGCAGGGAAUUUUGUUAUGCCAUGGAGACAGCUUUGGUAACACCUGUAUUGUUACAAAUUGGUCUUCCUGAACAAUACUACAGCCUCACCUGGUUCCUCAGCCCUAUCCUGGGCUUGAUCUUCACUCCGCUCAUAGGUUCGGCCAGUGACCGCUGCACGCUGAGCUGGGGCCGCCGGCGGCCUUUCAUCCUUGCUCUCUGCAUUGGUGUCCUCUUUGGAGUUGCACUUUUCCUUAAUGGCUCUGUGAUAGGUCUGGCUAUUGGUGAUGUCCCGGACAAGCAGCCCAUUGGAAUUGUUCUCACGGUGCUUGGGGUGGUGGUGUUGGACUUCUGCGCCGAUGCCACCGAAGGGCCAAUUCGGGCCUACCUGUUGGAUGUGGUGGACAGUGAAGAACAAGACAUGGCCCUGAACAUCCAUGCAUUUUCAGCUGGUCUUGGAGGAGCAAUUGGUUAUAUGUUAGGAGGGUUGGACUGGACACAGACCUUCUUGGGUAGCAUUUUUAAAUCUCAAGAGCAAGUCCUUUUUUUCUUUGCAGCCAUUAUUUUCUCUGUCUCCGUUGCUCUCCACCUUUUCAGCAUUGAAGAAGAGCAAUAUAACCCUCAGCAGGACAGGAUUGAUGAUGAAGGAGACACACUUUCCAGUGCCAAAUUCAGUGGCAGUCUCCCCCCGCUGAAUCGGCUGAAUGUAAUUAGUGAGGAAGAGCCCUAUGGAGCUUCCAUGUUCCAUGAUGAGGUUCAGUCGGAGCAUGACCUCAAUAUGGAGUUCCUUGAGGUGAACAUUGUGAGAAGCAAGAGCGACUCAGUUCUGCACAUGCCUGAUGCCACAUUGGAAAUUGAAUCGGAGCUGCUUUUCCUGCAUGACAUAGAACCCUCCAUUUUUCAGGAUGCUUCAUAUCCAAACACUCCCCACAACACGAGCCAGGAGAUCAUGAAGUCCAAGCUCAACCACCUGUCUGCUUUCCUCAGGGAGAACGAGAAGGAGGAGGAAAUGUUGCUUGAUAAUCGUUUAAAUGAAGAUAAAGUCCCAAACAUCAACGGCUCCCUACCAAAGGAGUUCCUCAACGGCCACGCCAGAAUAGGCAUGAAGCAAUCCAGCACUUCCAACUCGAUGCGGCGGCGCCGGCACAUGUUCUACCGGCAGCCCUCCUACACCUUCUCGUACUACGGCAAGAUCGGCUCCCACCGGUACCGCUUCCGCCGCGCCAACGCCAUCGUGCUCAUCAAGUCCUCGCGCAGCAUGAACGACAUCUACGACAUGCAGAAACGGCAGCGGCAGCGCUGCCGGCACCGCAACCAGAGCGGCACCACCAACUCCAGCGGCGACACGGAGAGCGAGGAGGGCGAGACCGAGACCACCGUCAGGCUCUUGUGGCUCUCCAUGCUGAAGAUGCCCAAGGAGCUGCUGAGGCUGUGCGUCUGCCACCUCCUGACCUGGUUUUCGAUCAUUGCCGAAGCUGUGUUCUAUACGGAUUUCAUGGGACAGGUCAUCUUCCAGGGUGACCCCAAGGCCCCUUCAAACUCGACUGAGCUGCACGCCUACAAUGCUGGGGUUCAGAUGGGAUGCUGGGGGCUGGUGAUUUAUGCUGCUACUGCUGCUGUUUGUUCAGCCUUGUUGCAGAAAUACUUGGACAACUAUGACCUUAGCAUAAAAGUGAUCUACAUCCUGGGCACGCUGGGCUUUUCCCUUGGCACUGCAGUGAUGGCCAUGUUCCCCAACGUGUACGUCACCAUGAUAAUGAUCAGCACGAUGGGAAUUGUCUCCAUGAGCAUCUCCUACUGCCCCUACGCACUUCUGGGACAAUACCAUGAGAUAAAACAGUACAUUCACCACAGCCCUGGGAACUCCAAGCGAGGGUUUGGCAUCGACUGCGCCAUCCUGUCGUGUCAGGUUUACAUCUCCCAGAUCCUGGUGGCCUCCGCGCUCGGCGGCGUGGUGGACAUGGUCGGCACGGUCAGAGUCAUCCCCAUGGUGGCUUCCGUGGGAUCCUUCCUGGGGUUUUUGACAGCGACUUUCUUGGUGAUUUACCCCGAAGUCAACGAAGAGCCAAAGGAAGAGCCCAAGGGCCUGGGUCCUGCCGAGGCGGCCGAGGGCGCGGAGAAGCCGACGGUGCUGAAGCUGACGCGCAAAGGAGCCGCGGCGGCGGAGCCGGAGGGCGAGUCAGCCGUGUGAGGCCGCCGACGCUUGCUCACCCACAUUCCAAGGAGUGCAGGUGCAGGAUCAAGAACUUUUGUUGUGGGUUUUUUUUUUUUUCCAGGAAAGCAAAUUAGGACCUUCACUACUUGUAGCUAAAAUUUGCAGAAGAAAAGGCAGUUUCAUGCAAAAUUGUAAAUGAAAUUCUGUAGUCCUUCCUCUAGGUUUGAGCAGGUCGCUCUGAUGCUAAUUGCUUUCUCUACAACUUAGAAAUGUCAUUUCUGAACACUUUUUUAUUAAGAAUACAUUUAGAUUUCAAAUAAGUUUUAUUAAUCUGCAUGAGACUCACAGUGUAUACAAUUAGCAGUUAGAAAAAUUAAGUUUUCAGCUGUUUUUAAACUAACAGAAAAUGGAAGCUAUCUCGACCUAUAGUCUCUUGCCAUUUUUUUGUCUGAACAUUUCAGAUUUCACUAUGCUUAGACAUCAAUCGAUUUUUUUUCACGAGCAUGAUAUUACUGGUCUGACAGCUACGUUAAUUUUAGACUUCAUGUUUUUCUUAGUGCAAUUACUGCAGACUCCUUUUAUUUGCAAUUAUUUUCAAGGAAAAAAAAAAGCAAUUACUGCAGUUUCUAAGAAACUGCCGUGAAUUCUUUUAGUCAUACUAUUCACAACCACUCCCAAAUCUGCUGCUUGUCAGGAGAGGGUGACACUGGGUGCUGGAUGUCAGCUGUAGGUGGAAGGAGCAGCAGCUGGGAGAGGUGACCAGCACUCACAGGUUUCUUUAUCACAAGUGCUGCAUUUAAUGAAUGUCGUUGGAAUACGCUGUGACAAUUUUUAGCUGAGAGUUUCACAUGCUGGUGAACUCGGGGGUUUUCUCAGCAUUUAAACCUGAUCAUCUCUGGAUGAAGCUGCCAUGGAGAAAGGGCAUCUCUGAGGGCAGCUUUGUGGAAGGGGGCGUGCGGAUUCUCUUCCAUAGGGAAAGGAAGUCAUUGAUUAAUUGCACUUUCUACAAUCCUUUAACCUCCUGGCUGGGAAUGCAGCAGCCAAGGUAAAGGCACGGGGUCAGUACAACAAGGAGAACCCAAGGCCUACCUCUGUCACUUUAUGGCAUAGUCUGGGUGUAUAAAAAUCUGUGUCAGAAACAGUUUUUAGGCCUUAAAAUUCAAAUGUUGCUGUUCCAGUCCCUGUGUUGGAGGAAUUGUAGGCCAGAGCUCUUCUGAGCUGCCGUACCAAUGUUGUCAGCACAUCCUCCAUGUCCCCUUCUGUGAGUCAGGACACAGCUGCAGUGCAAAGAUACUUUUCUGGAAAGAGGUUCAAAGAGUUAUGCUAACUUGGUUUAAAAUAGGUUUGGAUCAUUAUCCAGCAGCCAUUUAAAGGAACUUUCAAAACUUGUGAUUCACAAACUUCCGAUUGUCAUUUGUAAGACACGUUUGUGAUGCUGUUGAUUCAUUUUGGCCUGGGCCCCCCAGGCUGCCUCAAACCGUGUGCUGGACAGGCAAACACAGCACGGUGUGAGAUUCCUGCUGCCUCAAACUCCUCCUCCUCCAAGACUUGCAAAUGCCUGUGUCAAUCAUGCUGCAAUCCAGGCAUUCAGACAAAGAAGCUAUAUUUCAAUAUGAAAAGCAGUUUUUAAUGAAUUACUUGAAUUGUCAAUGUUUUUGAGAAAUGGAUGUUUGGGUGUAUUUGUAGGUGGCAUCUGUGGGUUUCUCUGAAGGCUUCCAGUCAAUGCCUAUGGCCUCUGCUGUCAAGGGUGAUGAUGUUUUUAGGCUGGUGACAUCACAGAGCACUGAAGUACAUGUAAUCACACAGGACUUGAGGUUGUGUUUGUUUUUCCAAGUGUCUUGAGGAAGUCUUUCUUCUUCUAUGGUGAAUAUAUAUUUUAUGUAGAACAUGUACUGUGAACUGUGUUCAGCUAGGGGAGCAAUACUACUGAAGAGUGUGAGACCUUACUGAAGAAAGCAGUUGUGAGAAAUUCUGCCAUGAAUUUGAUCAUCUCAGUUACAUUUAAUAUAUUCUGGUGGUGUUCAUGUGUGAGAGACAAGUGUUGUGUUUCACCCUAGAACUGGCAUUCAUGUAAGUU
Molecule: messenger RNA, 5146 nt
Organism: Melospiza melodia melodia
Lineage: Eukaryota; Metazoa; Chordata; Aves; Passeriformes; Passerellidae
Gene: SLC45A4
Product: solute carrier family 45 member 4
Exons: 9
Coding region: 754-3105 (783 amino acids)
Biological process (GO): transmembrane transport
Cellular component (GO): membrane
Molecular function (GO): sucrose:proton symporter activity
Source: RefSeq, a predicted model, not a curated record